UGCAGCAAGUUGGAGCAAAACGUGCAGCGAGAGCAUCUUUUUCGAGUGACGUCACUGACGUCAUUCUUUCGUCUCUUGUUUUGUCUUCUCGUCCGCUCGCACGCUUGCAAAUUUGCGCUUCUCCAGGUUGUUGAGGAGGUUUUUUCAGUGAAAAUCAAUGUAUCCGGGACAAUUUGACCAUGGACCAUUCUGCGACUGCAGACUUGCGUGGACAAACCACGGCUUUGCGGGCCAAUAUCCAGCAUUCCAUCAGCAACCUUACGAGCCCGAAUGGAAUCGAGACUAUCGAGAGUUGCAACCACCCUCGUGGGAUGCGUAUUCUCGGUAUCCGGCCCCGUACUUUGCUGACCAAGGAUUUGUGGACUUUGCGGCCACGGAUUCGUAUGCGUUUCCGCCCUUCACGGCCCAUCAUGGACUCCCUUCGCCCUGGGAAGUUCCUCAACAACCACAAUUCCAUCAGUACCAAACACCAAGAAGACCAGCUAGUCUCAGGGACUCGUGCAUUUUCUGCCGCAUAUUCGACGGAAAGGAGGAGAAUGAAAUUUUUUACCAAGAUGAAGACUUUGUUGCAUUUGCUGACCAUCGUCCAGUGGCUCGACAUCACCUGCUGGUGGUCACGCGGAAUCACAUACGUGACGUCCUGAGCCUGCGGAAAGAUGAUCUGCCAAAGGUGCAGGGCAUGGUGGACGUCGGCAUGCAAGUUCUGGCUGAGAGGGGUGCAGACCUGAAUGACUCGAGACUUGGAUUCCACGUGCCCCCACGCACCACGGUGCCGCACAUCCACCUGCACGUCAUAUCCCCCGCCAGCACCCUCAGUCUCGGCGAAAAGAAAAGGUUCGGUCUCAACACCACCAUGUUCAUGUCUGCCCAAAAGGUCUUUCAGCACCUUUCUGAUCUCUCAUCCUGACUGACCAGGUGAAUAUCAUCAAGAAUAGUUUCCGAUAUGUUGCCAUCAAAAAUCUUUUUCACGUAUUUUUAACUGUCAAGGAAAUUCCACCUUUCUGCAUGGUUUUAGUUUUCUUAUAUGGGCUUUAGUAUGAGUGCUGCUAAAUAGUUUUUAUAAUGAUCGUUUUGCUCAAAUGUAAUUUACUGUAAUUUUGUGCGACCGAAGCUGAUUGUGAAUAUAUGUAGCUAUUAAAUUAUUAACGAAAGUUACAUAAUAUUUGCCAUGAAAAAAAUUACA
Messenger RNA from Neocloeon triangulifer, 1183 nucleotides. RefSeq names its product adenosine 5'-monophosphoramidase HINT3-like. Gene Ontology annotation, molecular function: catalytic activity. The record is from RefSeq and is a predicted model, not a curated record. Lineage: Eukaryota; Metazoa; Arthropoda; Insecta; Ephemeroptera; Baetidae. The transcript has 2 exons. The coding region runs from base 158 to 907 and encodes 249 amino acids.